Molecule: messenger RNA, 7198 nt
Organism: Spirodela intermedia
Lineage: Eukaryota; Viridiplantae; Streptophyta; Magnoliopsida; Alismatales; Araceae
Source: the annotation of a GenBank genome assembly
AUGGAGAGCAUGGAGAGAGUGUGGGAUUCCGGCCGUCGGGCUAGCCGGAAUCUCAGCCGGAGCAUCAGUCGGAACAUGAGCAAGAGCAACUGGGGCAUGGAGGACGUGUUCGUCCGAUCGGGCUCAAGGUCUUACAGGAGCCGGAGAGUCGACGACGACGAGGAGGCCCUGCGGUGGGCCGCUCUGGAGAAGCUCCCCACCUACGAUAGGCUGCGGACGAGCAUCUUCAAGACCCUCGCCGAGGGCAGCGAGGAGCAGCAGCAGGCCGGGGCACGCUUUCUCCACAAGGAGGUGGACGUCCGCAAGCUCGGAGUCAACGAGCGCCAGGAAUUCAUCGAGCGCGUCUUCCGGGUCGCCGAGGAGGACAACGAGCGCUUCCUGCGGAAGCUCCGGAAUCGGAUCGACAAGUGAGUCUCCGUCCAUUAAUCUCUUUCGAUUUCAUUACAUGUCGAUGUUCUUGGGAUGUUCUCAUCCUCGAGGGCCUCCGAAAACCAUGUUCUAUCCUCAUUCCCAUCCGGAGCCCAUCAGACGUAGACGUCCGGAGAACGUUUCUCCCGGUUGUUGAGUUCCCAAAAAACCUCUUUCCCAACAAGCUGCGGGGCUGGUGAAUUUUCUUACAAUUUCUGGCCUUUAGAGGCUUGGGCAGUUCUAAGAAUAGAUCACGACGAGAGAAUGGCUCCAUCUCAAGUCAAUGACCCCCAACGCGGCUUUUGACCCGGUCCAAAAGGACGAGACGACCGAGUUUGCCUACUCCCACGUUACAAUCAGAUGCUUCUAGUGAUGCCUAGCGGUGAUGAUUGACCCCCUUCUUCCGAUUCAGGGUGGGGAUUACCCUUCCGACGGUGGAGGUGAGAUACCAGAACCUGACCGUGGAGGCGGACUGCCAGAUCGGCACCAGGGCGCUGCCGUCUCUGGUCAACUCGGCGCGAAACCUGGCCGAAUCAGCGCUGGGUCUUGUGGGCAUCAAACUCUCCAAGACGACGAAACUCACCAUCCUCCGCGACGCUUCCGGCAUCAUAAAGCCUUCCAGGUAAGGAGACGACGCACCGAGUUUGCCAACUGGGGCCGGGUCGGGUUCCCCCUCUUCCCUGAUCGCCCAAAUCGUUAUCUUCUAAAACGAUCGAAUCUUUAUUUAUACUUUCUUUCUGCAGGAUGACGCUGCUGUUGGGUCCCCCUUCUUCCGGGAAGACGACGCUCCUCCUGGCCCUAGCGGGGCGGCUGGACCCGAGUCUCAAUGUGAGUUGACUCAAAACGCCGAUUCCUUCCCACCUUCCCCGUUGACUGAAGGAACUCCCGCCGAGUUAUGACCGAGUUCCCGUUCCACAGGUGACGGGGGAGGUGACCUACAACGGGCACAAGCUCAGCGAGUUCGUCCCGCAGAAGACGGCCGCCUACAUCAGCCAGAACGACGUCCACGUCGGAGAGAUGACCGUCAAGGAGACGCUUGAUUUCUCCGCCAGGUGUCAAGGGGUCGGGUCCAGAUACGGUAUUUCUCCCUCCUCCCUCCUGCCAGCUCAGCUCAGAUGAUCCUACCUGGCACCGUCAAUGGUGUAAUCCGAGAACCCUUUCCCAAACCGAUGCAGAGCUUCUGAGCGAGCUGGCGAGGAGAGAGAAGGACGCCGGCAUCUUCCCCGAGGCCGAGGUCGACCUCUUCAUGAAGGUAAACCCCGAUCCCUCUCUCUCUGUAACUCUCUCUCUCUCUCUCUCUCUCUCUCUCUCUCUCUAUCUCUCUCUGAUGAUCUGAGAAACUCUCUCAGGCGACCGCUAUGGAAGGAGUCGAGAGCAGUCUUCAGACGGAUUACACUCUCCGGGUACGCUUACAGACCGAGUCACCAACUCGGAUUAAUAAAAAAAUCGCGAUCUUGAUCACGAUUAAGAUCGCUAUUAAGGGAGGGAUUUGCUGACGUCAGAAAAACGUGUGGACAGAUUCUGGGGCUGGACAUCUGCCGGGACACGAUAGUGGGAGAUGCGAUGCAGAGAGGAAUAUCGGGCGGCCAGAAGAAGCGAGUCACCACAGGUCUGUGGGCCCCCACGCCCCCUUCCCAGGGUUUCACUUUUUGGUGGGCUUAAUGGGCCUGAAUGCUGACGGGCCGAUUUUUGAUGGGCUGGGUGGGUGCAGGAGAGAUGAUAGUGGGCCCGUGCAGGACUCUGUUCAUGGACGAGAUAUCGACGGGGCUGGACAGCUCGACCACGUUCCAGAUCGUGAAGUGCCUGCAACAGAUCGUCCACCUGGGGGAGGCCACCAUUCUCAUGUCCCUGCUGCAGCCGGCGCCGGAGACGUUCAAUCUCUUCGACGACAUCCUGCUCAUCUCGGAGGGGCGGAUCGUGUACCAGGGGCCCCGCGAGUUCGUGGUGGAGUUCUUCGAGAGCUGCGGCUUCGUCUGCCCCGAGCGCAAGGGAACCGCCGACUUCCUCCAGGAGGUAGGGGCCGCCGAUCGGAGCUCCAGAAGCUCGGAGAAGGUUUCCGCACCUGGUUUGCGAGGUGUUAAUGUCGAAUGGCUUGGGGUUUCAGGUGACGUCGAAGAAGGAUCAGGAGCAGUACUGGGCGGACAAGCGGAAACCUUACCGCUAUGUGUCCGUCAGCGAGUUCGCCGCGAGGUUCAAACGCUUCCACGUCGGGCUGCGACUGGAGAAUGAGCUCUCGAUGCCAUACGACAAGAGCCGGAGCCACCGGGCGGCGCUGGUGUUCACCAAGUACUCCGUCCCCAACUGGGAGCUCCUCAGGACCUCCUUCGGCAAGGAGUGGCUCCUCCUCAAGAGGAAUUCCUUCGUCUACAUCUUCAAGACCGUUCAGGUGAGGGAUAUCCCAGCUCAUCUGUCGCUGCCCCCACCUGCUGGUUCGCCGGACAAUUGUUGGACUGACGAGAGAACUGUGCGCGAAUCCAGAUCGUCAUAGUGGCGGUGAUCGCGUCGACGGUUUUCCUGAGGACGCGGAUGCACACGCGGGAUCAGAGAGACGGCGCCUUCUUCAUAGGAGCGCUGCUGUUCUGCAUGGUGAAUAACAUGUUCAACGGAUUCGCGGAGAUGUCGAUCACCUUGCAGAGGCUGCCGGUGCUGUACAAGCACAGGGAUCUGCUGUUCUACCCCGCCUGGACCUUCACCCUCCCCAACUUCCUCCUCCGCAUCCCCAUCUCCAUCCUCGAGUCAAUCGUCUGGGUCGUCAUUACCUACUACACCAUCGGCUUCGCCCCCGAUGCCAGCAGGUUCUUCAAGCAGCUGCUCCUCAUCUUUCUGAUCCAGCAAAUGGCGGCGGGCCUCUUCCGGUUCGUUGCCGGUGUGUGCCGCUCUGAUAUGGUCGCCAACACCGGCGGUGCUCUCAUUCUCCUCAUUGUGUUUAUUCUCGGUGGCUUCAUCCUGCGAAGAGGUAUGAUCUCUACGACACCAUUCAUCUCAUCCGUCCCUCAUUUCUCUCUCUCCGUCUCUCUCAUUUUCGUCUAAAUUUUUCCUCCUAUGGGCAGAGUUGAUUCCGAGCUGGUGGAUUUGGGGUUACUGGCUUUCCCCCCUUACCUAUGCCUUCAAUGCCAUUGCCGUAAACGAAAUGCUCGCCCCUCGCUGGAUGAACAGACUGGUACCUCCCCCCCCCCGCCCUCUGUCUCUCUCGCUCUUUCUCUGUCAUCUAGUCUCUCUCAACCGUUGUGUGAUUUGCAGACGGAAGGCAACAGGCCACUGGGGCUGGCUGUGCUCGACAACUUCGACGUAUUCGCCAAGAACUAUUGGUAUUGGAUCGGGGUGGUAGCGAUGGUGGGCUUCACCAUCGUCUUCAACGUGCUCUUCACCCUGUCGCUCAAGUAUCUCAGCCGUGAGUGACGCUCCGAACCCUUCCCACCUCCACCUCCACCUCACAUGAGGGCAGAGAACUAAACGUCUUUCCAUGAACAGCGCUGGGAAAGCCGCAAGCUAUCAUAUCCGGGGAAACAAUCGGAGAAAUGGAAGCCCAUCAAGAGGAGACCAAGGAAGAGCCAAGGCUGAGGAUGACAGGUUCCAGGAAAGACAACGUGCGCAGGUCAAUCUCUACUGACGGAAAGAACAGUAAGCCUCCCCACAGACAUCCUCGAAUGAUUCAAUCGUCACCGUUUUCUACUGGGCUCUCUAAUCAUGGAUGGGUCAUUUCAGGGGAAAUGAUGAUCAGGCGCAUGAGCAGCCGAGCCACCGGCCCAGAUGGGGCUCAGGUGAAUGGUGCAGGUCCCAAGAGAGGAAUGGUCUUGCCCUUCACUCCUCUGGCCAUGUCCUUCGACGAAGUGAACUACUACGUCGACAUGCCUCCGGUAAGUGAUUUGCAGCAAUGCUCAUCGUCUAGGGGAAGAGAUCAGGGACCAUGGUCAGUUACUAAUCGUCAAGACUGGUUUCAUUGACAGGAAAUGAAGGAUCAAGGGGUGACCGAAGACAGACUCCAACUGCUGAGGGGGGUCACCGGCGCUUUCCGCCCAGGCGUGCUGACCGCACUCAUGGGGGUGAGUGGAGCCGGGAAGACGACCCUCAUGGAUGUUCUGGCAGGGAGGAAGACAGGGGGCUACGUCGAGGGAGACAUAAAGAUAUCCGGUUACCACAAGGUCCAGGCGACCUUCGCGAGGAUUUCUGGUUACUGUGAGCAAACCGAUAUCCAUUCUCCCCAGGUCACAGUGAGGGAGUCCUUGAUCUACUCUGCCUUCCUUCGGCUCCCCAAGGAAGUCAGUAAAGAAGAUAAGCUGGUAAGUCUUCUCCAUCGUUUGAUACUGUUUCACAUUAAAACCAUGCAGUAAUAAGAUCAUGACAAAAAUAGAAGCUACUCCUAUGAAUAGCAUAAUUUUACAAAGUCAUAAAGCUAGGAAAAUUAACAGUUUGAUUAGAUUGCUUGGAAAUGCUGAAUAAAACCCAAUGUACUGAGAAGGCUAAUGAUACAUCAACAAUAUGCAAUGCCUACUCUGAUCACAGACACAGAGUGUAUGUUGAUGAUUGAACACGUUGGUUGCAGAAAUCACACGAAUUAUAAUACUCAAGCUCCAGUGUCUAUAAUCAUAUGAUAGUUCAUGAGAUCAGGAGCUAACUCUUUUCUCUUUCAUUCUUUUCAGCUUUUCGUAGACGAAGUGAUGGAGCUCGUAGAGCUCGAGAAUCUCAGGGAUGCUAUAGUGGGUCUUCCAGGAAUCACAGGUUUGUCAACAGAGCAAAGGAAGAGGUUGACAAUUGCGGUGGAGCUGGUUGCAAAUCCCUCAAUCAUCUUUAUGGAUGAACCGACAUCUGGACUUGAUGCGAGAGCCGCAGCCAUUGUCAUGAGGACAGUAAGGAACACAGUUGACACCGGAAGAACAGUCGUCUGUACAAUUCAUCAACCCAGCAUUGAUAUCUUUGAAGCCUUCGAUGAGGUGAGAACUUCCUCCUCACUCAAUUACCUUGAGGGAGUCAAUAGCGACAAAUCCAGGAAUACAAGCCGAGUUCUCCCUAUGAUAUUUCUUGCUCUUCUUCUAAUAAGUUCUCAUGAAAAUUUUGUUAACAGCUACUAUUGAUGAAAAGAGGAGGGCAAGUGAUAUACUCUGGACCUCUAGGCCAGCACUCGAACAAGAUUAUUGAAUAUUUUGAGGUAUGCUGUAGCAUUUUGGGCUUACUCUUUGCUAGCAUCAGCGCCUAAAACCAUAUAUCUGGAAACUAAUAUUGACUAAAUACUUUCAGGCGAUUCCUGGUGUCGCAAAAAUCCAAGAGAAGUACAAUCCUGCUACUUGGAUGCUGGAGGCAAGCUCAAUAUCAGCUGAAGUACGGCUGGGAAUGGAUUUUGCUGAAUACUACAGGACAUCAGCUCUAUAUCAGUAAGUAAAAGGAGCAUUGCUUCCACUUAGGAGGAGUCUUCUCUUAUGUGGUCAUAAGAAAUAGUCAUACUAAUGAUCAUGGCAUCAGUUAUCUUGACUCCUUUUUAUGCCGGGUUUUUGGUAUACUUUCCUAAAUGGUUCCAUCCUCUGGAUUGUUUUCUACCACCAGGUGGAACAAAACACUGGUCAAGGAGCUGAGUACGCCACCCCCUGGUUCAAACGACCUCUGGUUCCCAACUCAGUACUCCCAGCCCACCUUUCAGCAAUUUAAGUCGUGCCUCUGGAAGCAGUGGUGGACUUACUGGAGGAGCCCAGACUACAACCUUGUCAGAUUCUUCUUCACGUUUGCUUGUGCUCUCAUGCUUGGCACCAUCUUUUGGAAGAUUGGCCAGAAGAGGUGAUUCUUCAUAUGCCAAAGUUCUACAGCUCUUUAGUCAUCAAAUGCUCAUGCUUCAAAUGCUCACUAUUCCAUGCGAUCAUGCAGGAACAAUUCGACUGAUCUGCUUACAAUCAUCGGAGCCAUGUAUGCUGCAGUGCUGUUUGUGGGUAUCAACAACUGCUCCACAGUGCAGCCAAUCGUGGCCAUCGAGAGGACUGUGUUCUACAGAGAGAGGGCUGCUGGGAUGUACUCCGCUUUACCCUAUGCUAUUGCUCAGGUAGAGAAGUCAACGCUUUCAGCAACAUGACAAUAUAUGUUGGAUAUGCCAAGUUUGCCCUGGAAAAAAAAUAAUUGCAUGAUUCGAACGGCAACAUCCUAUGGAUUAAUGAAAUGCUGAUAAAAAUGUGUUUCCUCUGAUUGCAGGUGGUCAUGGAAAUCCCAUACGUGUUCAUACAGACGACCUACUACACCCUCAUCGUCUACGCCAUGCUGAGCUUCAAGUGGACAGCCCAGAAGUUCCUCUGGUUCUUCUUCGUGAACUUCUUCUCCUUCCUGUACUUCACCUACUAUGGAAUGAUGACAGUGUCGAUCUCUCCAAACCACCAAGUGGCCGCCAUCCUGGCUGCGACCUUCUACUCGCUGUUCAACCUCUUCUCCGGCUUCUUCAUCCCGAGACCUGUGAGUACCACCCCCACCCCCUCCAUGAUCUCCAUUCCGUUCCUUCAGAGGCAUAGUUCUCAAGCACUGACACCUUCUGACGAUGGCGCUGCAGAGAAUACCCAAAUGGUGGGUCUGGUACUACUGGAUUUGCCCGGUGGCGUGGACUGUCUACGGGCUAAUUACCUCACAGUAUGGGGACAUGGACGACCUGAUUAGUGUUCCUGGUGGGAGCCCGGUGGCGAUUAAGACCUACAUCAAAGAUUACUUUGGAUUCGACUACGAUUUCCUUGGGGUGGUGGCUGGUGUGCUGGUGGGCUUCGCUGUCUUCUUCGCCUUCAUGUAUGCUCUCUGCAUCAGGACGCUGAACUUCCAGAACAGGUAA